This is a messenger RNA of Recurvomyces mirabilis, 576 nucleotides long. RefSeq lists its product as uncharacterized. The record is from RefSeq and is a predicted model, not a curated record. The transcript has 2 exons. The coding region runs from base 1 to 576 and encodes 191 amino acids. Lineage: Eukaryota; Fungi; Ascomycota; Dothideomycetes; Mycosphaerellales; Teratosphaeriaceae.
AUGCCAUCCUCAAUCUACUCAUCCCAGCCCUACCACCUCCUUGCCUACGGCACCCUCCUCGGCUCGAACAUCUUCCAGACCUUCUUCAAUGGCCCACUCGCCUUCAAAGCUCUGCCACGACCACAAUUCGCAACCCUCCAGACAACCAUAAUCCCCGCCUUCUUCUCGUUACAAACCGCACUCCCUGUGAUCCUCGCAUUGACAUGGCCGGGUGAGAAGAUUGCAGGAUUGGGAAACGCAGUGGUGAGGAGAGGCGAUGGCGUGAGUGGGCUUUUACGGCAUGGACAUGGUGAAGCUGAUUUCUUCUGGACGGCGUUGGUGCCUAUCGCUGUGAUGUUUGGGUCGGCUGCUGUCAAUUUGAUUGUUCUGGCGCCUUGGACGACUAGUAUCAUGAAGCAAAGGAAACAUCAGGAGACGAGGGAUGGCAAGCGAUACUAUGACCCGGGGCCAAGGUCAGACGCCAUGCAGAAGUUGAAUACAUCGUUCAGCAUAUUACACAGUGCGUCGUCAAUCGUCAGCUUGGUCGGCACUGGCUACAUGAUAUACUAUGGCUUCGUGUUGGCCGAUAGACUAUGA